Molecule: messenger RNA, 315 nt
Organism: Phaeoacremonium minimum UCRPA7
Lineage: Eukaryota; Fungi; Ascomycota; Sordariomycetes; Togniniales; Togniniaceae
Product: putative hsp10-like protein
Exons: 4
Coding region: 1-315 (104 amino acids)
Cellular component (GO): mitochondrial matrix
Molecular function (GO): protein folding chaperone; metal ion binding; protein-folding chaperone binding
Source: RefSeq, a predicted model, not a curated record
AUGGCCACCUCUCUCCGAUCAAUCAAGGCUCUUGUCCCUCUCCUGGACAGAGUGCUCGUCCAGCGUGUCAAGGCCGAGGCCAAGACCGCCAGCGGCAUCUUCCUGCCCGAGUCCAGCGUGAAGGAGCUCAACGAGGCCAAGGUCCUAGCCGUCGGCCCCGGCGGCCUGGACAAGGAGGGCAAGCGCACGCCCAUGGGCGUCGCUCCCGGCGACAAGGUCCUCAUCCCCCAGUACGGCGGUUCCCCCGUCAAGGUCGGCGAGGACGAGUACCACCUGUUCCGGGACAGCGAGAUCCUGGCCAAGAUCAACGAGUAA